AUGUGUACCACACGACAGAUGUCAAGUGGCGGUUGCACAUUCCCCUCGGAAUGGACCGGUAGCUGGUUUCAGUCUGGAGUUUCUGGUCUGAUAAAUAUCAACUCAACACACAUCCAAUCUAGAGGAGAAUGCUCGGAGACUGAGUCUUAUGACAAAUUCCUUCUAUACGACAGGAGCUUCGAUUGCUACAGGUGUAUGGUGAUUCACGAAAAACAUAAAUAUGUACUACAGUACAAAGAAACUUUCUGCAGUCCAAAGGAUUCCCUUUCAACGAUAUGCGAGGAAAUAAGUGGUGAUGCUCCUUUGUAUUCGAUGUUUAGGAAGGAGCCUCGACCCGAGCCACAGCCGUGCCCCUUCCACCCAGCACCAUUCACAUUCACGUACAGCAGGGGUUUAGGCGACUGUGUCUACCCUCCAUCAAGAGCUGAGUCGUGUACAGAUGAUUCAAGACUUCUGUUGAGAUACAUGGCCUGCCCAGAUGUACCCGGGACUGAAAGCAAUGUUGAAGAGCUGGUGUGUUUAGCGACUUGGAAGGAAGGUUCGACCAGGUACCUCGUGGGACAGAUAUCACAAGUACAGAGAAGAAACUCGAUAGCGUCAGACGAAGAUACGUACAGAUGCUUCAUCUACAAAGGGCAACACGGUGAAAAAAGUACAUACAUUAUUGCGCAGUCGGGGGACGCGACUUGCAAUGGACUGUCCUCACCCACUGACGGGAGUAGAACUAUGAAACUUACAACAAGUGACGAUGAACACACUCGUUGUCAUUUCCCAAGUUGGAUCGUGGAGCAUCACAAAUGGUUUAGUCUUGAUCACACACAUCAGUACCAUUUUACUACGAAGAACGCUACGUUAAAGGUAAUGAAUGCUGAUGGGUCGUUUGAGGAGAAACGUCUCGUUUGUCACUCUAUAUUGGAGCAGAAAGACAAGAAAUACAUCAAAUUAGUUGCUCACGUUACGCGAGGAUGUGAAUCGGGUCAUGUAUGUCUGUCUUUCUACUAUCGUGUCCCCGGCUCAGUCAUGGAAUUAAGAGGAGGUUCUUUAUGGGACGCGCCACAAGAUGCCUGCAAUCAGCAAAUGGACAAUCCAUACGUCACACUUAUCACUACAUCUCUAACGCCGAUGCAGUGUCCAAUACAAGGAAGGUAUAGCAUCGUUGGGUCGAUAUCUGACAGACGACGACGCAGGCAACAAUUACCCCAGGGUGAUGAAAAUCCCCAAGAGGAGUGUGUAGGGGGUGAUUAUGACAGUAUGAGCAUUGGCUGCGGACCUUCACAAGACAGCGUGGAGCUAAAAUCAAGCUGUACCAGCACUAUGUACACAUGUUACGGGGACUGGCAAGAAGGUGGUCGAGGAUACUUGGUAGCGGCUCCUGUAGCUAGGGGCUCCUCACAUCCAAGGACUUUCUGCUUUAUGUACACACACCGCAACGAAUCUUCAUCGGUGACCACAUCAAUCAGCGCUGUAUCCCGUUCAUGUGAUAGAUCACUCAUCCCGGGGAAACAUGGAGAUGCUGCCUACAAUCUGACCAGCAACGGUACAUGUCAACAAAGCAGCCAAUACAAUAGCUCAGCCAGCCGAGCUACUCCUUUAGUGUUUGUGCUCGCUGCAAUCUUCUUCAUCCGGUGA
This is a messenger RNA of Danaus chrysippus (African queen), 1629 nucleotides long. The record is from the annotation of a GenBank genome assembly. NCBI's taxonomy places the organism in Eukaryota, Metazoa, Arthropoda, Insecta, Lepidoptera, Nymphalidae.